This is a messenger RNA of Athene cunicularia (burrowing owl), 2367 nucleotides long. It is a transcript of the gene TRH, whose product is annotated as thyrotropin releasing hormone. The transcript has 3 exons. Gene Ontology annotation, cellular component: extracellular region. Gene Ontology annotation, molecular function: thyrotropin-releasing hormone activity. The record is from RefSeq and is a predicted model, not a curated record. Lineage: Eukaryota; Metazoa; Chordata; Aves; Strigiformes; Strigidae. Gene Ontology annotation, biological process: hormone-mediated signaling pathway. The coding region runs from base 675 to 1457 and encodes 260 amino acids.
AACACAGAAUUGUGAGCCAAAAGCUGCAUAGUGUCAUUCAGAAUAAGAACCCAUGGCAUAAACUUAAUAUAAUAUAAUCCAUUACAUUUUUUUCCAUUGUUUUUCUUCCUCAGCUUAAUAAAUCACCUACCUCUCUGCAUUUACUCCACAGUGAUUGCUUAACAGAGGAUACACAAGCAUCAUUGUUAAGCAGAGAAAAAUCUCCUAUUCUCUAUGCUCUAUUACAUAAAAUUCUAUAUAAUAUCUUUAAAGAAUGAAAAACAGCAAUUUCUGGGAGUUGAGCAUGGAUAUACAGAAGUCAGCAAGUAACUAUCAGAGUCCUGAAUGCUUUCAAAAUGCAGGUCUGACAUCAGUAAAAGAAAAAAAGAGGAAACAACACAUCACCUAAAUUACCUCACAGCUAUUUGCAUAAAGGGUGCAGAGGCAGUACAGUAUAAGUACGGAGACACAAGCCAUCCAAAGAGAACUUAGCAACAGUUCUACUGGAUACUCUGUGUGUCUGUAGCAGAAAAAGGGCAACUUCAAAGCUCAGAUGUGCAAGCAUCUUUAAAGGACUGAACACUCUCUUGGCAGAUGCAUCAAGCAAAAAUCUGAAACUACAAACCAGGUUUGUUUGCUCCACCCUCCUCCCCUGUUGCUGUCUCUCCCAGGGAAGGUGCAGAACCCGUCCCACAAUGCCAUCCAUCCCGCUGCCACUGCUGCUCCUCUGCCUGACCUGCUGUGGCCUCUGCCGCAGCGUGGGGCAGCCCCUGCCAGAGGGAAGGGAGAACAUGGGAAGAGGUCCCCUGGGUGACAUCCUGCAAAAAGCUGAAAGCCUCCUUCUUCAGUCUGUCCUCAAGAAAGCUGAAAAGGAAGAAGAGAUGAAUAAAGAAUCAAAUGCACCUCUGCCAGAAUGGCUUUCCAUAAGACAAUACCCUAGGAAAAAGUACUUAAGUGACCUGGAGAAGAGACAGCAUCCUGGAAAAAGAGAUGUUGAUGAAGACACAUCUUAUGAAGACAUUCAGAAGAGACAGCAUCCAGGGAAAAGAGAGAUAGAAGAUGAGCUUGGCAGCUAUCUGGAGCUGAAGAAGCGACAGCAUCCUGGCAGAAGGUCGUUGUCAGAUCAGUAUGCUGACAUCCCCCAUGCACAGCUAACCUACUUGAAUGAGUUAGCCAAAAGACAGCAUCCAGGCAGAAGGUAUCUGAUGUACAAGCACCAGCGCCCCAGCAAGAGAGGCUGGAAUGAUGAGGUAGACCUACAUGACCACUACGGUGAGAAACGCCAGCACCCUGGAAAAAGGCACUGGAAUUCUGACAGCCCAGAUGACGCAGGCCCCUGCAACUUCCAGGAGUCCUUCACCUGUAACAAAGGCAGCUUAUUGCUUGAUUUAGUAGAAAAUGUUAGCAAAGACAGGGUAGAAGAAAAACGUCAGCAUCCAGGAAAGAGAUCAGCAUGGGAGAGUGAAACAGAGGAGUGAGAACAUAAUUGUGUAUCAUUUGCAUUUGGUGAAGUAAACCGCCAGAUCACUAAAAUUCUAUUCACUCCCUUUCGGCUUCCUACUGCUGACCUCUGCAAUCCUCUUUCAGUGCGUUAAUGUUCCCAUUUAAGUUAACGGCUUUGUCACACAAAGUAAAGGAACCAAAGGACCCAGCUGAAUGGGGCAGGCAAGUACUGAGAAUCUUCAACUGGGGCACUUCAGGAAGUUAAGAGCACUUUCUUAUGGGUCCAGACCCCAGGAUAAUCCCACUAUGUGUGUCCAAUUUUCUGUUACUGAAUGACUAAAACAGGUUCUUAAAUAUCUGUUCUGAUGCUACUAAAGUGGAAUAAUUAUAUGGUUUUCUCUCACAUCAGUGGAAUCAGUAAAUUAAUAGAGAUGGAGAAAAGAUAGCAACAUAUGCCAAUUAUUUCAAAAUGAAACUGAAUAGGUUUUCAAUUCUAAAUGAUACAUUAAUGAACCCUGAACCCUUGCACACUAAAGUCCGCCCAGACAGUAAGCACAGAACAGACACAGGAACAGUUCCAACUGGAACAGAUUAGAUGACUGAUUUAAUAGUUUGACUCAGAACUGGCACAUAAACCCCCUUUUUAUCUAUAAGGGGCUGCACAGUGCAAAGGGUUAAUGCACCCCAGAGCAUCUCAGCCCGAGCUGUGAACCUGACUGCAUAUAGCCCAUACUAGAACUCCCACCCUGGUGCCUCCACAUUUUAGUCAUGACACUUGAAAUCAUGCCUUCUCCUCUGACAUCCUUAAAUUCCUUAAAAAGGAAACAAGCAGACAUCCUUUUCUUUCAGCAAGGAUUUCUGAUUUCUCUCCUCUCAAAGGAAUGCUUUUACUUUCUGUGAUCAGACUCCCAAAAGUGUUUAUUUGAUAUGAAUGAUUCAAUAAAC